GCUCGGGGGCACGGAGCGCAGCGCCGAAGUACGGACGGGACGGGGCGGACGGGUCGGGACAGACGGGCGAUGCGGGCUCUGCUGGCGCUGCUGGCGGCCCUGAGCUGCGCGGGGCGGGCGGGGGCCGGCGGCGGCCUCAGCUCCAACGCCAUCAAGGUGGGGGCGGCCGCCAGCGCCGCCCCCGCCGCCGCCGCCCCCGCGCCCUUCGACGGUAGCAACAAGGCGCCGCCGGCCGCCACCCGGCAGCCCUUCCCCUGCUCCGAGGACGAGGACUGCGGCCCCGACGAAUUCUGCGGAGGGGCGGCCCGCGGCGGCGGCCCCCCGCUCUGCCUCGCGUGCAGGAGACGCCGCAAGCGCUGCCUGCGCGACGCCAUGUGCUGCCCGGGCACGGCCUGCAGCAACGGGCUCUGCACGCCCCCGAACCCCCGCCCGGAGCUCCCGAGCUGGACGAGCCCGGCCCCGAGGCGCUGCCCCGACGGACGCCCGCGCCCGCCUGGCCGCCCGACGCCGCGGGCGCCGUCGGAACUCGGCACUGACCUCCCGCCCGCAGGUGAGGAGGGCGACUUCUGCCUGCGCUCGUCGGACUGCGCGGCGGGGCUGUGCUGCGCCCGCCACUUCUGGUCCAAGAUCUGCAAACCCGUGCUGCGCGAGGGGCAGGUGUGCACCCGGCACCGCCGGAAAGGAGCCCACGGCCUCGAGAUCUUCCAGCGCUGCCCCUGCGCCGAGGGCAUGGCGUGCCGCCCGCAGCGCGACCGCGGCGGUCCCGACGCCUCCCGCCUGCACACUUGCCAGCGGCACUGAGCGACGCCGCGGGGCGGACCGAGGAUGGACGGACGGACGGACGGACGGGGGGAUGGACUCUAGCCCCGCUCGUGGGAGCUCCCCGCUGUGCGCACAGCCGGAGCAGAAGGUUGUUUCUCGAGGGAACUAC
Molecule: messenger RNA, 931 nt
Organism: Gallus gallus (chicken)
Lineage: Eukaryota; Metazoa; Chordata; Aves; Galliformes; Phasianidae
Gene: DKK4
Product: dickkopf WNT signaling pathway inhibitor 4
Exons: 4
Coding region: 70-801 (243 amino acids)
Biological process (GO): negative regulation of canonical Wnt signaling pathway; multicellular organism development
Cellular component (GO): extracellular region
Molecular function (GO): co-receptor binding; receptor antagonist activity
Source: RefSeq, a predicted model, not a curated record